Messenger RNA from Cottoperca gobio, 1286 nucleotides. The record is from RefSeq and is a predicted model, not a curated record. NCBI's taxonomy places the organism in Eukaryota, Metazoa, Chordata, Actinopteri, Perciformes, Bovichtidae.
AUGUGCGACGACGAAGAGACUACCGCCCUGGUGUGUGACAACGGCUCCGGCAUGGUGAAGGCUGGGUUUGCCGGCGAUGACGCACCUCGUGCCGUCUUCCCUUCCAUCGUUGGUCGCCCCCGUCACCAGGGCGUCAUGGUUGGCAUGGGCCAGAAGGACUCCUACGUCGGCGACGAGGCUCAGAGCAAAAGAGGCAUCCUGACCCUAAAGUACCCCAUCGAGCACGGCAUCGUCACCAACUGGGACGACAUGGAGAAGAUCUGGCACCACACUUUCUACAACGAGCUGCGCGUGGCCCCAGAGGAGCACCCCACCCUGCUGACAGAGGCCCCCCUCAACCCAAAGGCCAACAGAGAGAAGAUGACCCAGAUCAUGUUCGAGACUUUCAAUGUCCCCGCAAUGUACGUGGCUAUCCAGGCCGUGCUGUCCCUGUAUGCCUCUGGACGUACCACAGGUAUUGUCCUGGACUCCGGUGACGGUGUGACCCAUAACGUGCCAAUCUAUGAAGGUUACGCACUUCCUCACGCCAUCAUGCGUCUGGAUUUGGCUGGUCGUGACCUCACAGAUUACCUCAUGAAGAUCCUGACUGAGCGUGGAUACUCUUUUGUCACAACCGCCGAGCGCGAGAUCGUGCGUGACAUGAAGGAAAAGUUGUGUUACGUGGCUCUGGACUUUGAGAAUGAGAUGGCCGCCUCCUCCUCCUCCUCCUCCCUGGAGAAGAGUUACGAGUUGCCCGACGGUCAGGUCAUCACCAUCGGCAACGAGCGUUUCCGCUGCCCUGAGACUCUCUUCCAGCCCUCAUUCAUUGGCAUGGAAUCUGCUGGCAUUCACGAAACCAAUUACAACUGCAUCAUGAAGUGUGACAUUGACAUCCGUAAGGACCUGUACGCCAACAGCGUCUUGUCCGGCGGCUCCACCAUGUACCCUGGUAUCGCUGAUCGCAUGCAGAAGGAGAUCAUUGCUCUGGCCCCCAGCACCAUGAAGAUUAAGAUCAUCGCCCCCCCUGAGAGGAAGUACUCAGUGUGGAUCGGCGGCUCCAUCCUUGCCUCUUUGUCCACCUUCCAGCAGAUGUGGAUCAGCAAACAGGAGUAUGAUGACGCUGGACCCUCCAUCGUACAUAGGAAGUGCUUCUAAUCGCCAGAGUGCCCCCUUCCUCACCCUCUGUUACACCCCCUCCUUUCUGUUCCAACAACCCAAUGUAUGGCUCCAAAGUCGGUCUUUGUUUACACUGAAGUGCAAUUUAUAUGUGGAUUUGUACAGGUUUAUAAAUAAAUGAAAAAAGGGAA